This is a messenger RNA of Penicillium diatomitis, 1524 nucleotides long. RefSeq names its product senescence-associated domain-containing protein. The coding region runs from base 1 to 1524 and encodes 507 amino acids. Gene Ontology annotation, cellular component: plasma membrane. Gene Ontology annotation, biological process: cell division. The record is from RefSeq and is a predicted model, not a curated record. The transcript has 2 exons. NCBI's taxonomy places the organism in Eukaryota, Fungi, Ascomycota, Eurotiomycetes, Eurotiales, Aspergillaceae.
AUGGCGAGUGCAUCCCACGAUUCAAGACUACUGUUCAAAGUGAACAACAUUCGAGCCUUCCAUAUUCAGGAUGGCGAGGAGCAAGAGUUGACGUCCUCGGGCCCUCAAACUCUAUCACUGCUCAUGGUCCCUACUGCAAUGCCGCCAAACCCAUCCGCUGGAGGCACGCAGACCCCGGAAGAAGAUUACUAUCUGCACCUCUCGCUACCCCCAGAGCUGGAUCUGGCCGUUCCGGCUACUACCCAGAUCUUUCAUCAACCGCCCGACAGCUACUUGAUUCCUCGUUGGGAUGUAGCCCCGGAGGCUGGCGCCUUCAUCCGCAUUCAAUUCCCCAGCAUUGGCACGGGUCCUCAGAAUGUCACCCAAGACGAUAUCGACACAUUCGAGACAAUCCUUGCCCAGUGCACCGCAUUCCUCGACUAUGCGCCCAGUUCUGGAGGUAAAGCUGCUGACAUCGCCCCAUACAACCCAGCCAACUUCGCUCCUGGAGAAGGAUACGUCGGAACUGGAAGUGCACAGGACGAUAGACAGCAUGGCAGAAUUGUGCUGGUGGAUGAGGAAGAUGGAAAGGUUGUGGGCGAGCUUGGCGAGGGUUACGAUGUCGUCGAGAUUGGAGAUGUGAAACCUGGUUCAAAACGCCCCGUCGAGAUUGAACUUCCGGUGGAAGGGGAGGGCAAUAAGGUCAGGGUGGCUAACGUCUCCGAAGAGUAUCUUGAAAUGUCACGGCACCCGGCAUAUCAAAAUUCGACCAUCGUGCAGACAUCAGCCACUGCUUCGCGACUGAUCGUGACUACAUCCUCAUACAUCUCCAACGCGAUGGCAAGUGGUGCAGAGAAUUUUAUGAAAAAGACCAAGCCAACCCCCAAGCCGGUCACUUUCUCAGAGGCUACCCAUGCCCGGAUCCGAAAGGUGGGCACUUUCUCGGAUGGUGCAGCAGACUUCUCGAAGCGUACCUUGGGCCAAGUCGACCGUGUCGCACAGAACCUCGGCGCCACGUUCGCACGUAAGGAUACCAAAGUCCGGAGUGACAAGAGGCACCUGCCGCCACCAGACUACAAGCCCGGCGUUCUGAACAAAUCUAUGAUCGCCUUCUCUACCUUGGCGGAUGGCAUCACGGAGAGUGCACGCACGAUGUUGAUGAGCGGCUCCGCGGCGGCUAGCAGCAUGAUCGGUCAUCGGUACGGCACCGAGGCCGGCUCCGUCGCAAGUAAUUUGACGGGUGGGAUCAAGAACGUCGGUCUUGUGUACAUUGACGCGACAGGAGUCAGCCGUCGCGCUCUGCUCAAGUCCGUGGCCAAGGGUAUGGUGGUGGGACGUAUGCGCGAUGGGAAAGAGGUUGUUGUAGGAGCGGGUGAUGGUGGCCAGCUGCCCGGUGAUGUCAAGGGUCAGAAUGAGGCUGGCCCAUCUGCUUCGGGUGCCGCGUAUGCCUCAUCGUCCACUACUGCACCGCCACCAGCUUAUGGUGCUCCGGGCACAAUGUCGUUGGACGCGGCUCCCAAGUCAGGAGUUGGGUCGAAGCGAUGA